Messenger RNA from Solea senegalensis (Senegalese sole), 3554 nucleotides. RefSeq names its product bloodthirsty-related gene family, member 12 (gene btr12). Gene Ontology annotation, molecular function: protein binding; zinc ion binding. Lineage: Eukaryota; Metazoa; Chordata; Actinopteri; Pleuronectiformes; Soleidae. The record is from RefSeq and is a predicted model, not a curated record. The transcript has 8 exons. The coding region runs from base 429 to 2150 and encodes 573 amino acids.
AUAAUAAUUUGUACCACCCUCUUGCAGUUAUACAUGAUUUAUGGCUUUUGCGAUUAUAAAAGCUGCUAAAAUACACCAGUCACUGAAAUAAAUGUGGGUUAAAAGUUUAAUGAUUGUGUGUAUUCUUUAGAACCAGGUCUGUGACAUUUAAGACUCUUGUCGGGUGAAUUUCAGGACCUUUAAGGUCAAUUCAGUUCUAUUUGAAUGGAGUAAACACACAACACACAGCCUUUGGAUUCGGGGGCUUUGUAUAUCCACACAGCAGAGCCGUAGAGAAAACAGAGAGUGUGUGUGGACCUUUGGGUGUGUCACACUGAGAGUGGGAGGGGCCACUUCAGGUUCCAGGAAGAUUUUCUCCCCGAGCACCUGUUUGCAUGUGACUCACAGCAAAGUACAUGAAGUGAAAGAUUCACACGUCAGAGGAAAACAUGCAGAGCGUAAGCUCCCCUGGAGGCCGCGUCCUCUCUGAAGACCAGUUCACGUGCUCUAUCUGUCUGGAGGUGUUCGUGGAGCCCGUGUCCACGCCGUGCGGCCACAGCUUCUGCAAGGCCUGUCUGCUGGGCUACUGGAACCACAGCAAGAAGAUCUCCUGCCCCAUGUGCAAGAAGGCCUACUCCAAGAAGCCCGAGAUGAGCGUCAACCGCGUCCUGGCUGAGAUCUCCACACAGUUCCAGGGCCUGAUGAUGGCCGGCGGCGGAGACGGUGGUGGAGCCGUUGCAGCUGUGAGAGGAUCCACGCUGAACUUGAACUCUGACCCGAGUCACGGCGGCUUCUCUGGAUCCGACACUGGGGAGUUUGCUCGGCCCGGCGAGGUUCCCUGUGACGCCUGCAUCGGGAGGAAAGUCAAGGCGCACAAGUCUUGUGUGAACUGCCCCGGGUCGUUCUGCGAGAAUCACCUGCGGCAUCAUAAAAAGGUGAAGUCGCUGACGUCUCACCGCCUCAUCGAGCCCACCUUCCACCUGGAGGAGAAGAUCUGCAAGAAGCACGAACGUCUCCUGGAAGUCUACUGCCGCUCCGACCACACGUGCAUCUGCACGGCGUGCGCCGAGGCCACGCACAAGUCCCACGACAUCGUCUCCACCGACCACGAGUGGAAGAAGAAAAUGAGUAAUCUGGGAAAAAGGAGGUCGGAGCUGAAACAUUUGAUCAAGGAGAGAGUGAAGAAACUGGACGAGAUCAAGCAGUCCAUCAAGGUCAUCAAGGCGAGUGCUCAGAAGGAGCUGGAGGAGAGCUGGCAGGUGUACGCCGAGCUGCAGCGCCUGGUGGAGCACAGUCAGGCGGAGCUGGUAGAGCUGAUCGCGACGCGGCAGCGAGAGGCGGAGCGCCACGCGCAGGAGCUCGCCCGCGGUUUGGAGAACGAGCUGAGUCAGCUGAGGAGGCGGAGCAACGAGCUGGAGGCCUUCGCUCAGACGCAGGACAAAGUCAUCUUCCUUCAGAAUCUGACGACUUUGUCGCCCCCUCCCGAGCCCGCUGAUUGGUCAGCGGUCACCAUCAACACCGACCUUUACCUGGGAACCAUCCGCUCCUCCGUCAGCAAUCUCAUGGACAAGUUCCAAGAGGAGCUGAAAAGACUGUACGGGAAAGAGCUCCGGAAGGUACAGAACUAUUCCAGUGAAGUGAUUCUAGACUCGUCCACCGCCCAGAGAAACCUGGUUGUGUCUGAAGAUGGUCGCCAGGUGAAGUACGAGGAACGCAAGACCUCCCAUUCUGAGGGUCCAAAGCGAUUCAGCCCCGCCCUGUUUGUCCUGGGCCGCGAGGGUCUCAGUUCUGGGCGUCACUACUGGGAGGUGGACGUAGGACGCAAGACGGCCUGGACGCUCGGCGUGGCCCGAGCUUCAGCCCGCCGCAAGGGUGAGAUCAAACUGAGUCCUGAGGGAGGAUAUUGGUGUUUGUGGCUGAAGAACGGCGAGGUGAAGGCUCUGGCUGCAACCCGCUUGCCGCUGAUGCUAACGUCCUACCCAUCUAAAAUGGGAGUCUUCCUGGAUUACGAUGGAGGCCAGAUUUCUUUCUAUGACGUAAAGGCACGUCUGCAUCUCUAUACUUUCUCUGACACCUUCAGCGAGAGCAUGUACCCAAUCUUCAGCCCCUGUCUAAACCAGGACGGCAAGAACUCUUGUCCUCUCAUUAUAAGCCCCGUUAAACACACCUGAAAAACCACCAAGUUCAUCAUCUGCAAGGUAACAAGACAACUUAAGUGACAAAGUCAAAAAAAUGAUUUUAUUUCAUUCCAAAGCAUAAUGAAGUAUUUAUGAACAUUAUUGAAGCACUGUAAAAGAUGAAUUAUAGCGCUCCGCAGACCCUGACCAACGUUUCAUCGUCGUUGGCAGAAGGAGGUUGGUUCAAAGGCAGAAUGUCAGAUGUUCUGCCUUUGAACCAACACUUGAACAAAAGAAAGUUAUAUAUUUGGAUGUCCAGUCGUUGUUGUUGUUUUUUCAUCGCAGGUCGGAUAAAACCGGUUCGCAGGGCAGGUCCACCUAUUUGUGAUUGAGACUUGUUCUACUGUAACGCCGGGUUCACACUCGGUCAUUCAGGCUUCCGUUAAUAUAGUAACAUGGUUUCUUCUGGGGGCUUAGGAUUCUACAGGCACGCAGCAUCCCUUACAUCUUCUGCUAAAGUAUAAGCUAGCUAGUUGAAGUCCAGUCAGUUGUCGAUAAGGUGAAAGUUGGACUUUGUGAGAUAAUCUUAGCGAUUAAAUUGGAGGAAAACUUUUGCAGUAGUCGUUAGCCCCAAGGGAUUCAACAUGGCCUGAAUGGAAAAUGCAUUUAAAUUUCAUGCUAAAUUCUAUAAUGUGUCGCAAAAUAUUCUAGAACAUCUUUUGGUUGGCAGCUUACAGGAAAUAGUCAGGCUGGAUUAUUGAAAAUCAUGAUUUUCUUUUAAUAUAAAAUUCAAAAAAGUCGUGGAGGUUGUGGGUAUUUGUGUCUGGUUUCUAUUUAUUUCCUAUGGCCGGGAGCUCCAACGGUGUGAAGGAUAUCACAUGAUCAUGAGGCAAUAAAAUGAAAAAUGCAAUAUUUAUGUGUUAGAGAACUUAGGUAAAAAUAGUCAGAUUAGACUGAACACUGGAAUUAUUAUGUAUAUUGGCAAUUUGGUUACGACAGAAGCCUAAACUAAUCUUGUUUACUUUAAUGUGAAAUUCUGCUGUAUAUAGAAUAAAAAUGAAGACUAUUAUGGUAAAAAGAAGAACCUAUGAAGGACUAGAAUGAUUUGAUCUGUGGUAGAGUUGGAUGUUUAAAGGAAACGGUUACGUUUGAGAUACGCUGUACUUCUGGCACUUUCCUGUCUGUUUAACAGUAACUAUUUGGGGUUUGGAGUUUUACAGUUUUAAACGAUGAAGUUCAUUCGUGUUCACGUCUACGUGUUUGGUCUCGCCUUUUCUUUUUUUUUUUUUUUUAUGAGUGACUUUGUUUGCAAAGAGCAUAUUUUACAACUCAGUGUUGACACAUGACUGUUUGAAGAACCAUUAAACCAUGAAAUAUUAUUGCUGUAACUUUACAUUAUGUGGUUGCUUCUGUACAUUUUUCCUCAAAUUUCUUUAAUAAAAACAAUCAUUUACAGUG